AUUCUUUUGUACAUAGGGUUGCUAUGAGUUAGAAUUGACUAGACGGCACCUAACUACAACAGCAGCCUCCUGACUGUGUCAUUCAGUACAUUUUUGUUCAUUCUUGGGUUCAUUUCUGUAUUUGGAACCGUGGUGCUAACAAUAUUUCAGUGGUGCUGGUGUCCUACAGUGCAGUAGCACGAGUUUCACGUUAACUUUUAAUGUAGCUUUUCUACGUGCAGUGUAUUAACGUACUUGGAUAUCAACCUGUUAGGUGCGUAUUUCUUGCAGUUUUUAAUUUGGCUUACAUCAUUUUUUUUUUUUCUAUAAUGUAAACUGCUAAACUUAUUUUUAAAGCAAUCAAGAGCCUUAAUUUGAUGCUCUUUUCCACCUGAAAUUAAUAUAAUUUGGCCAGAGCCCAUGAAUCUUUGCAUAUUUCUCUUAAAUGAAACUUGGUACAUUUUUAUUGCCUUAAAGGUUAAACCCCAUGACAUGUAACCCUCACGUUGUUUUCAAGUGGCUUUAUAUGUGAAUUGACACACAUCUGCUUUCAACCAUGUAGUGUUUUCAUUAUGGUUGACACUAGCUGAAGAGUGAGUUGGUGUUGAUAUGCAUCUGUACUCGAUAGUUUUCAUCACAGCCAUCUUUUUUUUUAAUUUCCUGUUUUUAAUUAGCAGUCCAUUUCUGGACUGAAGGAUAGUUAUUUGCCUACUCUGAUGAAAUGUAGAAUUUCUAAAAACCUCAAGCAAGAAGUAAAUUUAAUUAACUUAAUUAGCAAAUUAAUUUAAAAGUCAGGAAGCACCAAAAUGUACAAAAUGAUGUACGUAGAAGUAUCCAGGUGUCAUGGCAUGCAGUGUAUUCGGAGUUUGCUUGUUGUUGCCCCCACCCUGGCUGUGUGAUGAGACUAGACAUGCUUGUUUACUUGUGGGAUUUUUGGUGAGGAUGUACGCACAAGCCAGCAUUCAAAACUAGCGCCAAGCUACGGUUUCCUAAUCAGCAGUGCAUUUUCCAAAGUUCAGUAUUUGCCAAAGGGAUGAGGGAGAAAUGUUACUCUUUAAUGUGUUAAAAUUUGGCACAUUUGUCGGUUUUUUGUUGGGGGAAUGUGCUGUGGAAAGCUUGGUAAAAGUAUAUUGUGUUCUGCAUAAAAGUGUAUUGACUAUUCAAGUUCAAUCACCACAUUAUACUCUUAGAGUAGCGUUUCUUUUUUUAAUUUAGGAAUUUUUAUUUAUUAAUUCCCUUUAAAACAAUAAUAAACCAGUUUUUUGUUUUAUCAUAUCUUAAAUCCUUGAUAACAUAAACAUUUUUAGUGAAAAAUAACUAUUUCCAAAACAAAUAAUAUUUAGUAAGAAGAGUGACAUUGUUUGCAUUUUUUGCAGUUUUUUUUAAUGAAUGGCCUAUUAGACAAUUGCCUUUUCAUAUAUGCUUCUGCAAUCAAUAAGUUACAGUGUUAUUUGGUAGAAAUACACGAAGAAAAUGCACCCUCACACUAAUACAUAGUUGGGAAAGAAAGGAGUGUUUUAUUAGCCUUUGCAGUUGGUUGUGGAUGUUCUUUGAUACUACACUAAAACUUAACAAGUGAUAUUUUCUUAAAGGUUAGUUACAGUGUAGAAUCUCCAACUAUAUCAGUAAACUUUUUGUACUUUGUGAGAGUAAAAUCUGUUGCUGUGUCUUGCAUUUUGAAUGGAUCUUUUUCCCCAUACACAAUUUCAUGACAUCAUGCAUUGGUCAUUGGUUUACUGAAUUAUGCAGAACUUCAACUUGUGACAUUUCAUUAUGCAGUAUUAAAAAAAAAAAAUCACAUCUUUAAUAUGACCAUUGUGCUGUGAAGGUUAGCUCCAGCAAGCUUGGAAUUAGCCUGAGCUCUUUUGCUGUAUGGUAAGAUUCUUGUGUGACUUUCAAGGGCUUCAUGACAAAUUUUGUGUGUGCUUUUACUAGAAAGAGGAUCUAUAGCUUUCUAAGAUUCUCAGAGGAUUCUAGGACCCUCUCCCCCAAACAGUUAAGGACUGUUAAGAAGAUUAUUAGCCCUUACAUAACUGAUCCGAACUGUUGCGCUUUUAUAGUUUUCACUUAUUUUUUUAUGAACAGUUGCUCUUACACAUAGUAAGAUUGUGCUCAGUAAAGUUACUGCAGAAUGAAGGUUAUUUUCUCCUUCCAGACUGUCUAUUAGCUCUUCCUUCUCCUAGCUUUGAGUGUGCCUUUCUCUAGAGCUAUCCUCUCUUUCCUCUUCACUGCUGCUACAGAUGGAUCAUUAAGGUAAAUCACAUACACUCCGUCAGACUUACAUUAAGGAAGAAACAAAGUUCUGAAUGAGAAUCCUUCGUAGAAUCUGAAGAUCGUAACUAUAAAUGUUGUAUAUUUACACUUUGAUUUAGGUGUUGCUAUUACUGCAGAAAAUUAUUUUUAUUUGAAUAAGUAGUUUGAGUUCAGGUUUUCCUUCCUGUGAAAAACUGUUUUGGAAAAUUAAAAACCACUUUGCAAGUACUGUGUCUUCAGGGGAGCUCAGCUCGGUUUUUGUUAUUACCCCUUUAGGAUACAGAUGAAUUUAUUUUGCCAACUGGAGCUAAUAAAACCCGGGGCAGAUUUGAACUGGCCUUCUUUACCAUAGGAGGAUGUUGCAUGACAGGGGCUGCAUUUGGGGCUAUGAAUGGUCUACGGCUAGGAUUGAAGGAAACCCAAAACAUGGCCUGGUCUAAACCAAGAAACGUACAGGUUUUGAAUAUGGUGACCAGACAAGGGGCACUUUGGGCUAAUACUCUAGGUUCUCUGGCUUUGCUCUAUAGUGCAUUUGGUGUCAUCAUCGAGAAGACACGAGGUGCAGAAGAUGACCUCAACACGAUAGCAGCGGGAACUAUGACUGGCAUGUUGUAUAAAUGUACAGGUGGUCUUCGGGGGAUAGCACGAGGUGGUCUCACAGGACUCACACUCACCAGUCUCUAUGCACUAUAUAAUAACUGGGAGCACAUGAAAGGCUCCUUGAUCCAGCAGUCACUCUGAGGAUUUUGCCAGCUUGUGAACGGAGGACACUUCAGUAGUCAUCCACACCAGUUUAUAAGUCAGUCUGGAGUUAUUCUCUACCUACAGUUAGUUUAAAAAGUGGGAGAUUGUUUUGCCAUGAUGAAGAUCAUUGAUGGUUACCAGGACUGGCAUGUCUAGCCAUUUGCGUUGCAGCCAAACUCUUUGGAAGGCUCACUGAGUACAUGGUUCUCUUCUCCUUUGGAGACCUUGCACAUAUUACCCCUUGAACUGGAAAACCACUUACUCCCAAAAUCACCAAGUUUGUUGACUUAAUGUUCCCCUGUAUUCCCAAUAAAGGGUGAAAACAGAACCAGAGGAGUCAUAACGCCAACAUAAACAUAGUGGGUGUCUCCAUUUAGAAGCAUUACCUAGAUAUAAAGUGAAUGUUACUCUUGGCAUUUUUUUCUGUCCCAGCUAGUCUAAAACAUAUUUUCUUGUCUGUGUUGAAAUGAAGGACUGCUUGGUGGCAUUAAAAGGCAGGAUAAGACUCUCCUCCAAGAGUAGAUAUGAAAACUCAGGAUUAUUUCAGGUUGAUCAUUCUGCAAUUAGUGGGUUAAGAUACUCUGUCCAACAGUCAUGUUUAGUUCUGUGUGCAUUAACUCAUCUCCUUACUGGGGGUAAUUAGAAAAAGAAGAUGAACUAGGUAAGAGCUACAAGUUUCUGAAGGAAGCCUUUGGGAAAGCUAAACAGAUGAUAAAGGACAAAUUGAGUUUUCUCAUCUAGAAUAUGGAUUUAAUCAACAGGUAACUGCACUGCAGGUUACACGUAUGCAUAACAAAAAUACUAAACUGGUGGCUGUUAUGACUGGGAAAAGUAAACCAGGGCCUUUUGGAUGUAUCAUCUGGGAGGAGGGAAUUAGGUAGAAAGGCACUGACCAUCAGCUGAAAUCUCCUGUUGAUAUAUAUAUAUACACACACACACAGUUUUAACAUUUUAUCUGCAACAGAACAGAUUCAAAAUUAAAA
Messenger RNA from Trichechus manatus latirostris (Florida manatee), 3959 nucleotides. RefSeq names its product mitochondrial import inner membrane translocase subunit Tim23. The record is from RefSeq and is a predicted model, not a curated record. Lineage: Eukaryota; Metazoa; Chordata; Mammalia; Sirenia; Trichechidae. The transcript is spliced from 5 exons. Gene Ontology annotation, cellular component: mitochondrial inner membrane; TIM23 mitochondrial import inner membrane translocase complex. Gene Ontology annotation, molecular function: transmembrane protein transporter activity. The coding region runs from base 2596 to 2973 and encodes 125 amino acids. Gene Ontology annotation, biological process: protein import into mitochondrial matrix.